AUGUCCUCCUCAAGCGCGAAAAUCACCCUGAAUACCCCUGCCGACUGGAUCCUAUGGAUCGACCAGCUGCACGCUGACGAAGAAGCAGAAGAAGUCUCAGAGCACGCCGAUCCCGGUGAGCCUGCCCUGGAAGCAGCAGAAGCGCUCGGGCACCAUAACGCUGAAGCGGACGCGCCUAAGCAAGUGGAAGGGCAAUACACGGGAGCGCGGUUUGAGCCCUUUCCGACGCCGGAGGCGUCGCCUCCCACAUCCUUUCUCGCGGUGCUCACCGAGCUCGACGUGAGGGGACGUCAAGACAGCCCACGAAGGGAUCGCGUUGUGCCUGGCCAGCCGCGCGCCCCUGAGAGGGUUUCCGAGGCAACCUUCACCGUGAAAUCCGGGAAUGACGGCGCGGAUGAAGGCCCUUUGGAAGACCAAGUUACAGGUCAGCAAGAGGCAAGUGAAUCCCAGGAAGGUUGCUCCGUGGUAGAAGCGUUUGAGACAAGUGAGCCCAGCUCCCACAGAGACCGGAGCCAGACGCUCGUAGAAGAGACGAAGGAUCUCAGAGCGCGCGGUAACCGGGAUGUGGUGACUGCGUUGGCGCCGACCGAGCUCCGCUCCCGCGUGGAAGCGCAAGGCCGAAAGAAAGGCGCCUACUAG
This is a messenger RNA of Colletotrichum truncatum, 639 nucleotides long. The record is from RefSeq and is a predicted model, not a curated record. NCBI's taxonomy places the organism in Eukaryota, Fungi, Ascomycota, Sordariomycetes, Glomerellales, Glomerellaceae.